AUGAUCUCGAACCGGCAUGAGUCAAUUCGAGCAGCAGUAAAUCGUUCCGGAGGUGACUGGCAACCUCCAAAAGCAUGGUGGAUGUUUUGUAUAAGGCACAUCGGCAGCAACUUCCUACGAGCAUUCAAGGUCCCUCACUUGCAAAAGCUUGUGGUCAAUAUUGGGUAUUCAAGAACGGUGGAGGAGUAUAACAUCAACUAUAAGAGGUUGGAAGAGCGAGGCGAGGUAUAUGCCAGGUGGUGCGAUGCCAUUGGACUUAGACAUUGGGUAUUGGCAUUCGAUGAGGCACAUCGAUGGGGCCAUAUGACAACGAACCUUGUCGAGUGUAUUAACACAGUGUUGAAGGGUGCCCGUAAUCUACCUGUGUUAGCGCUAGUCCGAGCAACGUAUUAUCGGUUAAAUGAACUUUUUACGCGGAAGAGUGCUGAGUCUCACGAACGCAAACGUGCUGGAUAUACUUAUUCCGUAUUCGCACAACAGCGGAUAGAGGCAAGUAUGCAACAGGCUGGGAAUAUAGUUGUGCACCGUUUUGACAGACGAAAUGAAGUAUUUGAGGUGCGCGAAAUGACUAGCAGAAAGGUAUUAGUCGUUGAUCUUGCACGACGUACGUGUGACUGUGGGCACUUUCAGGUGGAACGAAUACCAUGUCGCCAUGUUAUUGCUUGCCGUGCUAACCAGCGAAUCGAUUGGCACAUGUAUGUUCAUGACGUGUACAAGAUGACAGAGGUCCGUAAGGUAUAUAGAUUCAAGUUCUCACCGUUAGGUGAUGCCGAGACAUGGCCUGCGUAUGAGGGACCCACUUUGGUCGCUAAUCCCGCCUUGAGGCGAACGUCGAAAGGUCGCCCAAAAUUGACCAGAUACUUGAACAAAAUGGACUCACGCGACAUGCGUGGUCCUCGGAUAUGCCGUCUCUGUGGUGCUCAAGGACAUAGUCGGAGUCGAUGUCCUCAGCGUGUUGGAUCGAGUGGUGGGGGGGAAUGA
Molecule: messenger RNA, 981 nt
Organism: Arachis ipaensis
Lineage: Eukaryota; Viridiplantae; Streptophyta; Magnoliopsida; Fabales; Fabaceae
Molecular function (GO): zinc ion binding
Source: RefSeq, a predicted model, not a curated record